Closterium sp. NIES-65 is the source of this 837-nucleotide messenger RNA. The record is from the annotation of a GenBank genome assembly. NCBI's taxonomy places the organism in Eukaryota, Viridiplantae, Streptophyta, Zygnematophyceae, Desmidiales, Closteriaceae.
AUGUUCGUGAACUUGCGCAGCGUUUGCUCGUCCCGUCCCCCUCCCGUCGCCUUCACUCCCUCCUCCGGUCGCCUUCACUUCCCCCUCCCGUCGCCUUCACAUCCCCCUCCCGUCGCCUUCACAUCCCUCUCCCGUCGCCUUCACUCCCUCCUCCCGUCGCCUUCACAUCCCUCUCGCGUCGCCUUCACUCCCUCCUCCCGUCGCCUUCACUCCCUCCUCCCGUCGCCUUCACUUCCCCCUCCCGUCGCCUUCACAUCCCCCUCCCGUCGCCUUCACAUCCCUCUCCCGUCGCCUUCACUCCCUCCUCCCGUCGCCUUCACAUCCCUCUCGCGUCGCCUUCACUCCCUCCUCCCGUCGCCUUCACUCCCUCCUCCCGUCGCCUUCACUUCCCCCUCCCGUCGCCUUCACUUCCCUCUCCCAUCGCCCUCGCUCCCCCCUCCCAUCUCCCUGCUCAUUCUCCCGUCGCCCUCGCUUCCCCGGCUCACCCUGUUUCCUCUGCUCCUUCGCUACCCCCCGGCUCUCUCUGUCUGUCUCCCCUGCUCAUUCUCUUCCCAGUCUCCCCCCCUCUUCCACAAGUUGGAAGAUUCACUUGCGCUAACGCUUCCUGCCCCGACGCUACCCCUCCCUGCACCCGACGCCAACCCGCCAUUUCCCCACGCUAAUCCUCCCUUUCCCUCCCUACCACCCGCCCAAUCCCCCACUCCCCCCCGUACUUUCCCCCACUCGCACCCGUCCAUUCCCCCACUGGCCCGGUCAUUUCCCCCACUCCCCCCCGUCAUUUCCCCCACUCUCCCUCGCCCUUUUCCCCCACAUAAGCAUUCCUUUCCCUCACGCUAA